This is a messenger RNA of Exophiala bonariae, 1287 nucleotides long. RefSeq names its product cAMP-dependent protein kinase catalytic subunit (gene TPK2). Gene Ontology annotation, cellular component: nucleus. Gene Ontology annotation, molecular function: protein serine/threonine kinase activity; ATP binding. The record is from RefSeq and is a predicted model, not a curated record. Lineage: Eukaryota; Fungi; Ascomycota; Eurotiomycetes; Chaetothyriales; Herpotrichiellaceae. Gene Ontology annotation, biological process: protein phosphorylation. The transcript is spliced from 4 exons. The coding region runs from base 1 to 1287 and encodes 428 amino acids.
AUGCCGACCUUUGGAGGUCUCCUCAAAAGGAAGAAGACCAAGGAGUCUUCGGAUGAUAAGUCUGCCGCCGCUGGUGGAGCUGCAGGCUAUCAACCCAUUCAAUACAAGUCUUCACAUAAGAGUGAAACCCCAACAUCUCCCGUUUCCUCCAAAACCGCGCAAUCAAAUGCUACUACCUCUGCCACUUCUCAAGCCACCACCACCGUCACCUCUUCGCCCGAUCCAAAUGCCAAAGCUUCCGAGACCAACGGUGACAUGAAUCUUGCCAAAAUCGUCAGCCCUCAGGGUGGCACGGUUGACGGCAAAGGUGCCGCCCGACAAACAAAGGGUAAAUAUACCCUGACCGAUUUCACCCUGCAGCGAACACUGGGUACAGGGUCUUUCGGUCGAGUCCACUUGGUUCAGUCCAAGCAUAAUCAGCGUUUCUAUGCCGUCAAAGUGUUGAAGAAGCAACAGGUGGUCAAGAUGAAGCAGAUCGAACAUACCAAUGAUGAGAGGAAGAUGCUGCAACGAGUCAAGCAUCCCUUCCUCAUCACGCUUUGGGGCACAUUCCAAGAUUCAAAGAACCUCUACAUGGUCAUGGAUUUCAUCGAGGGUGGUGAGCUGUUUAGCUUACUCCGCAAGUCACAGAGAUUCCCAAAUCCCGUCGCCAAAUUUUAUGCCGCAGAAGUCACCCUUGCACUCGAAUACCUCCAUGCCCAAAACAUCAUCUACCGAGAUCUGAAACCUGAAAACUUGCUUCUGGACAGACAUGGUCAUGUCAAGAUCACUGAUUUUGGCUUUGCGAAAGAGGUUCCAGACAUUACAUGGACCCUUUGUGGGACUCCAGAUUAUUUGGCACCAGAAGUGGUGGCCUCGAAGGGAUACAACAAGUCGGUAGAUUGGUGGUCCCUUGGAAUCUUGAUCUUUGAAAUGCUUUGUGGUUUCACACCGUUCUGGGAUGGCGGUUCACCCGUCAAGAUUUAUGAAAACAUCUUGAAAGGGCGUGUCAAGUAUCCGCCCUACAUUCAUCACGAUGCCCAGGAUCUGUUGGUGCAAUUGAUCACCUCUGAUUUGACCAAGAGAUUGGGCAAUUUACACGAAGGUCCAGCUGCCAUUAAGAACCACCCGUGGUUUGCCGAGGUGACCUGGGAACGGUUGGUGAAGAAAGACAUUGACGCACCCUACGUACCUCCAGUCAAGGGAGGUGCUGGUGACGCAAGUCAAUUCGACAAAUAUCCUGAAGAGACAGAAGAGUAUGGCAAGAAAUCAGAUGACCCGUAUGGUCACUACUUUACCGAUUUCUGA